Molecule: messenger RNA, 2271 nt
Organism: Seminavis robusta
Lineage: Eukaryota; Bacillariophyta; Bacillariophyceae; Naviculales; Naviculaceae
Source: the annotation of a GenBank genome assembly
AUGCAGGCAUGGGACGGUGCUUGGAACCUUGCGAUGAUCGUGUGGUUGGUCGCAGUUGCUUACCAGGUGCUAAAGUUCCUGCACAGGCGAUUCUUCCCGUCUGCCACCGAUGGCCACUCUGAUUAUUUCAAAUGUCACGGUCGUCUUUCGGACCGCCCUCCUGUUGGUGAGGGUGAAUCAUCACAUUACGUAAUGGUGGGUCGGCAUGAAUACAUGAGACUAGCAGCACGUGAUGACAUGGAUGAACAGCGAUGGUUCGACCAAAUGAUGAUCCAAGGGCGAGAAGGGCCACCUCACUUGAGAAGACGACGAAGGCGCCUUUCUUAUGACAGGAGAGACGACGAUGACUUGAUCGACUUGAUGCAUCGACAGCAUCGCAUGGAUGUCAUCUCACCACGUGAUCGAGCCGCUGAAAGAAGGGCAAAUGAACCCGUCAAACGCAAUCCACAAGCAUGGACUUUGGAUGACCAUCAACUCUCUCUGGAUGAUCGCAACAACCUCUCUGAUUGGACUCUUAAACAGGCACAAACACUGGCAGAUUUCUGCUUGAAUCCAUCCAAUUCGCUGCAACAUGUAAAUCUCCAGGCAUGUCAACCAAUGAAGGAGGAGGUAUUAGCUGCAGUCCUUCAGGCACUGGGAAAGAUGAAUCGGUUGAAUCGACUGCAUUUAGAAUGCACCAAUGAUUGGACCCUUACCCAAUUGACCCAGCAUGUCUUACAUGUACCUGCCUUGAGUGUAACAUCGAGAAGAACCAUAGCACCUGCAGAGGCUGAUGCCUUUGCCAUUGGAUGGAAUCAGGAGAGAGUUCUUCCAAAGAGAGAAUUGAACUUUCACAACUUGAAUGAUGAAUCAGUAGCCAAUCUGUUCACAGCGUUGAAGCAUCAUCCCAUUGAAAACGUAGGAAAACUUCAAGCUCGCAGUCUUCAGAUUGGAGGUGUAAAAGCCAUGUCAAAGUAUCUUGAAAGAAUGGAGGGUAACAACAGUAACUGUGAACUGAUUCUCUGUGGAAACUGUUGGCCUAACGGCAUGUUGAGGCAUUUGGUGAACAGUCUGCUGGCGCCAACCAACAAAAUCACACGCUUGCAAUUCCGAAACGCAUCCUUCCCUCAAGAGACACGUCGUAUGCUGUCAAAUCUUCUGCAAAACAAAACCAAUCUGGAGGCACUAUCCUUCUACCGUUUGAACAGCCACGAAGGGAAUCGGUGGAACGAGGCUGUCGUCAAAGGGCUCUACAUGUCAGCGCCCAAGUUAACGCGUUCCUUGACGACUCUAGAGGUUGUGCACGCCCUCCGUCAAGGGCAAGUUUCUACUGGAUUGGCAUACAACUGGAGCGUGACUCUCCCAAUGCUGAUCAAGCAGCAUCCUCAUUGGAAGGUCUUGAACCUAAAUGACAACUUCAACUGCCUGAAUGAUUUGACGCUAGAACAUUUCACUCAGGCUCUGCCGACAAGCACUCAACUGGAACGGUUGAAUAUCUCCAACGCCAGCAUUUCUGCUGGGAAGGUUCACACCGUUGUGCAAAGCCUGCCAACGAAUGUACUAAUGACGUAUUUGGAUCUAAGCCACCUCCAAAUAAGUCGUGAAACUUCAAAGGAUCUAGGACGGUGGUUGUCGUCCCAAUAUGAAAUGCAAGAGCUGGUCCUUGAUGCCUGCAAGUUGGACGCAACGGGAGUAGAAAGCAUCCUUUGUGGUCUAGUGCAAAGCCAAUGCUCACUGAAAAAGCUCAAUUUUGCAGGCUGUUGUGCUUUGGGCCUUCAGGGCUUCAAUCUGCUGAUCGAGUACAUACCGCUCCUGCCCAAGUCUUUUCGCAGCUUGACCCUGACCAAUGUCCCAGAGUCUCGGCAUGGUAUCAUCGAGAUGGUCCCACCAGAAGUAGAUCGACGGUUGUUUUGGCGAGCAACACGGCUGAUGAUGAAACUGAAACAAGUGCUUCGAGAGAACACCAACUUGUUGCAGAUAUCCGUUGAGCUACAACCAAAGUUUCCACCAGGGUUUGCAGAAUAUCUGGAGAGAAGGAAUCAUUUCAUCCAAAGCUUCCUCCGUGAUGCCGAUCGUCCUCCAUGGGAAACCAUGAUGGACAACUUGAAUCGAAGUCUAGUGAGGGGCUGGUCGGAACUCCAGGAGCCGAGUAUGACAACAAUCACUGCUGGAAUGGUGCUGCGAGCGUUGAGAUCUGUACAACCUAAGGGUGCUCAAGGCCAAGAUUGGGAACUGUCGCUGUGGUACGAUGCUUUCUCACUCGGGUUGAUACCACUACCUCGAGCAGAGUGA